AUGUCCUACCGAAUCAUCCCGGCCAACAUCAUCAAUCGCAUCCAGGCUCUUGGCUUUGGCCCGACGCCUGCUGAGCCGAGCGAAGACCGAUCCGCUGACGCUCCAGCUAUACCCUACGCGGGACAGCACAAUGCAGAUGGCCACUACGACCCCUCUCCCAUAGACGUUGUCGUCGUGCGCAUCAUGAUCGCGAAGGCGACCAAGCUGCCCGUCGAUGUUGUCGAUGGCAUUUUCGAGUUCGCCGAAUACUGGGUGCGCACGACGACUGCUGCAGACUAUACAGGGAAUGUGCUUUCGGUACACUCGAGCAACAAGUUUCUCGUUCGAUCGCUGCCUAUCGGUUUCACGAACGAGCACGGCGGCAACCUAGAUUUGACCGGCGACGCCGCCACUGCGAAGCCAUUACAAACUCAAAUCUCGACCAAAACUCUCCCGAGAUUGGCAGACUACCCGCUGCCAAAGCUACAAGGCCCCGUACGCAAAGUGGUUUUCAAGGUGACAUCCCACGAUCAGGGCUGGUCGGGUGAGACUGGUGGUCUGUACGAGAACUCUUGGACCUGGUUUGAAGCUGGCCUUGAGCGACUGGAAGAGUCUGAUAUCGGCCCUCCUCAGGACCCUCCCCCCACCCCCCUCCAUCGAGGAGCCCUUCGACCAGUAUAUCCGACCGUUACAGAAAUCGCGCCACAGAAGAGAGACGCGGACGAGUCACAAUCCCAGGAAGAGGGUGCUGCAAAUGAGGAGGCAACUCCAGAAGAGCCCCGAUUCGAGUACAGCUUCCCGCUGCUCCAUAGCCCGAAAUGGACAGUCUGCAAAAACAAGCGUGCCCAUAGAGACUUUCAAGACCACGAAAUUACGUGGACAUGUUACGAUGACAUCAAACCUGAUUCUGACGGCGGCAAGGCUCUAGAGGAGAAUGGCCGUGGACGAGAAACCGGCGAUGGCGAGUUUGUCCGUAGUUUACAGCUCGGCGACGUCGUGACGCUGUGGGCGAAGGCGAGGUUCCCCGGCUGGGUCAACAGCGUCAGAGCAGCGAGCAUUGACGUGUACUGGGCAGCCACCUGA
Molecule: messenger RNA, 1062 nt
Organism: Cordyceps fumosorosea ARSEF 2679
Lineage: Eukaryota; Fungi; Ascomycota; Sordariomycetes; Hypocreales; Cordycipitaceae
Exons: 3
Coding region: 1-1062 (353 amino acids)
Source: RefSeq, a predicted model, not a curated record